Messenger RNA from Dendrobium catenatum, 1162 nucleotides. RefSeq lists its product as uncharacterized. Lineage: Eukaryota; Viridiplantae; Streptophyta; Magnoliopsida; Asparagales; Orchidaceae. Bases 118 to 867 code for a protein of 249 amino acids. Gene Ontology annotation, molecular function: zinc ion binding. The record is from RefSeq and is a predicted model, not a curated record. The transcript has 4 exons.
CCGAAGGGCUCGUCCCCUCUCCCUAUACGAAGCCUUUAGUGAGAGAAACAGCUAGAGAGAGAAAGCUUCUUAGAGAUAGAAAGAGAGAAUCAUAUUCAGAAGUAGAGAGAGAAAGAGAUGGGGGGAGAGGGAGAGCUGCCGGGGUGGCUGGGUAGACUGGUGGAGGAAACGUUCUUUGCGGGUUGCGGGACCCACGAGAGCAUGAAGAAGAACGAGAAGAACAUAUUCUGCCUCCACUGCUGCACCAGCAUCUGCCCUCACUGUGCCACCUCUCAUCCUUCCCACCCGCUUCUUCAGGUUAGACGUUACGUAUACAAUGAUGUAGUCAGAUUGGAUGAUCUCGAACAGCUCAUUGACUGCUCCUUCGUCCAGCCAUACACUAUAAAUAGUGCGAAGGUAAUAUUUCUGAAGCCGAGGCCUCAAUCCAGGCUCUUGAAGAGCUCAGGAAACAUUUGUCUCAGCUGUGAAAGAAUUCUGCAAGAACCCUUUUACUACUGCUGUCUCACUUGCAAGGUGGAGCAUGUUGUGAUGCAGGGGUUCGACAUAUCGAGCAUAUUGUUCCGAUUCGACGAAUCGGAGUUCACAUUCGCUCAAUUCGAGAGCCUGAGAAUGGAUGGCUCUGAUGUGCCUGAUGAUGACACCUUUGAUCAUGAUCAGAUUACAACAAAUUCUAUCAUGAAAAACUCUUUGCAAUAUAGACCGAGCUCUAGCGGGUCGAGCGCUAAUGAAAAGAGUGGUGGUUCUGAAAAAAGUCAUGAAUGGAGGACGAAGAAGAGCGGCGGUGGUGGUCGUAACUUUUUUCCGGGGAUAGUUCUCUCACUCAGUAGUAGACGAAAAGGGGCUCCUCAUAGAUCUCCCCUCAGUUAAUCAAGGGAGAAGGUUUAGGCAUUAUUGUUUUUUUUUUUUGUUUUAGUUAGGUUUUAGUGGGCUGAGCCACUGUAGAUUGUCCUCCCUAGAAUGCCCCUGCUAGGCCAGUUAUGAAUUGGGGUAUUUUAGGUAUGAAUAGUAUGAUGUUUGGUUUGUGAAUUAGAAAGAAAUGGGCAAAAUUUCCAUUGCCUGCUGGCUGGUUACAACAGGUCAAAAUUGAGCCUGUAGUGCCUGCCAAUUUUGUAUUUAGGUGGUGGAAUAUCGCAAACUUCCAUGUGAGCAAUAUAUAUAUAAG